Molecule: messenger RNA, 1030 nt
Organism: Aphis gossypii (cotton aphid)
Lineage: Eukaryota; Metazoa; Arthropoda; Insecta; Hemiptera; Aphididae
Product: 40S ribosomal protein S5
Exons: 4
Coding region: 302-952 (216 amino acids)
Biological process (GO): translation; ribosomal small subunit assembly
Cellular component (GO): ribosome; cytosolic small ribosomal subunit
Molecular function (GO): rRNA binding; mRNA binding; structural constituent of ribosome
Source: RefSeq, a predicted model, not a curated record
UUUCGUUAUAAAUUAUAAUUGUGUACUUUGGUAUUCCUUUAUCUAUAUUACUAAUUAUUGAACUGUCCCUUGGAGAAAAAAUUUCGUUUAGAAAUUUGUUCAAUUUCUCUCUGUACGUCUAGUAGUAGACAGUAGUACCCUAUCCCCAGAUUUAUGAUAUUUGUUAGUUUAGUUUAAUAAUAUUUGUAAUGAUCUGUGUCCAACUUAAUAGUUGAACUUAUAUUUUAUUAACGUUUCUAUCUGUCACGAUUCUACACCAGUGGUUGUUUUGUUUUUCAACUUUAAGUUUAAAAGAAUCAUCAUGGCUGACGAAGACUGGGGAGAUGUUGGAGUAACAACCAAUGUAGAUUCAGCACCUGUUCAAAUUGCAGCUGAAUUACCAGAAGUGAAAUUAUUUGGUAGAUGGAGUUGUGAUGAUGUCGAAGUCUCUGAUAUGUCUUUACAAGAUUACAUUGCCGUCAAAGAAAAGUAUGCCAAAUAUGUUCCUCACUCUGCUGGUCGUUAUGCUGCAAAACGUUUCCGUAAGGCUCAAUGCCCUAUUGUUGAACGUUUGACCAACUCUUUAAUGAUGCACGGACGUAACAACGGAAAAAAACUGAUGGCUGUCCGUAUUGUUAAACACGCUUUUGAAAUUAUCUACUUGUUAUCUGGUGAAAAUCCAUUGCAAGUGCUUGUCAAAGCCAUCAUUAACAGUGGCCCAAGAGAAGACUCCACACGUAUUGGUAGGGCUGGUACAGUCAGGCGUCAAGCUGUUGACGUUUCCCCAUUGCGACGUGUUAACCAAGCUAUUUGGUUAUUGUGUACGGGAUCCCGAGAAGCUGCGUUUAGGAAUAUUAAGACAAUUGCUGAGUGUUUAGCUGACGAACUGAUCAAUGCUGCUAAGGGAUCUUCGAAUUCUUACGCUAUCAAGAAAAAGGAUGAACUCGAGCGUGUAGCCAAGUCUAAUCGUUAAUUUCCAUCUAUUAUUUCAUUUGAUUUAAAUAUACAUUGUAUAUUUGAACUAAAACUAAAUAAGUUUUUAAUUUUUUUA